UCUCCAUGGAAAGUAGCGUGCUGAAACGUCGGAAGAUGGACGGAGACGACGGACGCGAUGCGAUUGCUGAUCUGCCGGAGUCGGUGCUCCUCCAUAUCCUGUCCUUCCUGCCCACGAGGGACGCCGUGAGGACGGUGAUGGUCCCGAGAUUCCGUUACCUCUGGACUUGUACCCGCCACUUAUCUUUCGAUCACUGUGCCUACCACAACUGCAAGGAGGAGGACCCUCAUUUCAGCAUCGACGAGAGAUUCGUGAAUUUUACCGACCAUGUGCUGACUCUGCACGAGAACCCCACGAUCGAUUCGUUCCGUCUUAAUUUGAACUAUGCGGCCCAGCUAUACCAUGAUGAUCCUCGAUAUGACGAUGAUGCAACUCGAGAGACAAGAAGUUCGAACAAAAUCGGUACUUGGAUCCGUUUUGCAGUGAGGAGAAAGGUUAAGUUCCUCGAUUUGAACUUCUUGGGGUGUACUAGGGAGUUCCCAUAUAAUCUUUACAUGUUGCCCAGAUUUGUUCUUAGGUGUAGCUGCUUAGUAGAGCUGAAGCUGACUUCCUGUGAGGUCUGGACGGGGGGACGGGUCCAACUAAGGUCGCUUAGAAAAUUGUUCAUGAAGCAAAUUGACUUAACUGACUUGAAAAUGGCUAACAUACUAUCUGGUUGCCCGUUGCUGAAAGAAUUGUCCCUUGAAGAUUGCGAUGGCCUCCAGGAGCCCAAAUUCUGCCGUGUUCCAUCUAUUGAAGAGUUAAAUUUGAAGGAAUGUGGUGAUUUGGAAAAACUUGAUCUUGCACGAUCAGAUAUAAAACAUUUAACCAUUGAUUCCGUUGGGGAUCUGGAGCUAGUUUGUCCUAAUGUGAAGAUUCUGGAUAUUGCUGGGUGUCUAAAUUAUGUCAAGGUGACUGAUAUGCCAUCACUGGUUGAUACAUCCCUCUAUUUCAGUCGUCAUCGUAGUUGGCCAUACGGGGAAUAUCAUGAGUUCAGACUGCUUCUGGAAAAGCUCAGCUGCAGUCCUUAUUUUAUGCCAUGCAAUUUUUUGCAUACUGGUAUUAACUAUGUGGGAGCUGACAAAUGAGCCAGCCCAUCUUUCGCCUGGAAUCAUGUGACACUUCAACUGCAUCUGAGAAAGCAGUACCUCCCCGGCAUUUGUUGCUUGUUAAGGAAUUCUCAUUUUCUUGAGACACUCACUAUUUAUGUUUAUCCUGGAAGAGAUGACUAUGAAUCUGAGCUUGUCGAAGCAGGGUGGAAGCUUGCAUUUGAGUUCAAUGGCUUUAGUUACUGGAGUUCAGUGGACGGCACAUUUCCCUGCCUGGAGCACCAGCUUAAGCAUGUUAAGAUAUACGGUUAUGUACUGGAGCCUGAUGUCAUCGAGCUCAUUGAAUUUCUACUCAAGAAUGCACAGGUCCUGGAGAAAAUGGAGAUUUCUACCAAGAAGACUCUGCAGCGAACAUGUAGCAAGUACAUGUUUUCCAGUGACAUUGGUCGUCCAUCAAAGGAUUAUUGGACAUCAGAUGCGCUGCUAGAGUUUUCGCAGAAGUUGUUAAGUUUCCCAAGGGCCUCAACACGUGCAGUAAUACACCUGGGUUAGAUACUGGUAUUGGAAUUGUGUUCACCCCUCUUUUGGACACCCUUGAUGUUUCUAUGUCAGGCAUGUCUCACAUCUGGUAGACUUUACAAAGAUAGUUGGCCUUUAUGAUGAAUUCGCCCUUUGUCCUCAGGUCUACAAAUUCGCAACAUCCACGACUCUGUACAGGCAGCUUUAUGAAUAUUUCGAUGGUGGAUGUGCCCUUUUUUUCAAA
This is a messenger RNA of Syzygium oleosum, 1791 nucleotides long. Its product is annotated as F-box/LRR-repeat protein At3g26922-like. The coding region runs from base 6 to 1067 and encodes 353 amino acids. Gene Ontology annotation, molecular function: protein binding. The record is from RefSeq and is a predicted model, not a curated record. NCBI's taxonomy places the organism in Eukaryota, Viridiplantae, Streptophyta, Magnoliopsida, Myrtales, Myrtaceae. The transcript has 3 exons.